AUGCCGCCCAAAUUCUGGAAGCCAGGGACAGUCGCUCCAGGCAGCGCGCUCGACCGCGAGUCCGAAGCCGAGGGCUCGUUCGUCUCCACUUCCUCGCAGAGGGCCAACCUCAGCCUCGACGCGCAGCGUCAGCGCUUGCCAAUCUACAAGCACAAGAGCAAGCUGCUUUGGUGUGUUGAGAGGUAUCAGGUUGUCAUUGUCGUGGGCCAGACGGGUAGCGGAAAGUCGACUCAAAUACCCCAGUACCUCCAUGAGGCUGGAUGGUCCUCGGACAACCGAGUAGUGGCAUGCACCCAGCCUCGACGAGUUGCCGCCACUAGCGUAGCCACACGUGUUGCCGAGGAGGUCGGAACGAUCCUCGGAGAUGAAGUCGGCUACUCGAUCCGCUUCGAGGACCUGUCUUCUCCGACCCGCACGAGGAUAAAGUAUCUCACAGACGGCAUGCUGUUCCGCGAGUGUAUGGUCGACCCGCUGUUGAGCCGGUAUAGCGUCAUUAUGAUCGACGAAGCGCACGAGCGAGGAGCCUACACCGACCUCCUACUUGGCCUGCUCAAGAAGGUUAUGAAGAAGCGACCAGAGCUGCGCGUUAUCAUUUCUUCGGCUACCAUUGACGCCGAGGACUUUCUCGAGUACUUCAACACCAACGCCGACGGCUCAGACCGCUCCAAGGACGACGCCAUCAUCGUCAGUCUGGAAGGCCGCAUGUUCCCCGUGGAGGUGUGCUACCUCAAGGACCCCGCUGUCGACUAUGUGCAGAUGGCUGUGGACACGGUGUUCAACAUUCAUCUGAAGGAACCGGCGGGCGACGUGCUGGUCUUUUUGACAGGGCGCGACGAGAUUGACAAUGCGAUUCAACAAGUGGCGGACAGGACGCAAUCAAUGCCCCGAGGAGCUCCCCAGAUCCUCGCGCUCCCGCUGUACGCCACUUUGCCACCCGAGGAGCAGGAGAUCAUCUUUGACCCGCCGCCACGAGACACUCGCAAGGUCAUCUUCUCGACCAACAUUGCAGAGGCAAGUGUAACCAUUGAUGGUAUCAAAUAUGUGGUCGACUCUGGCUUUGUAAAGUUGAAAACGUACAAUCCGCGUACCGCCAUGGACGUCCUCACAGUCACCCCUUGCUCACUGGCGUCUGCGAACCAGAGGGCCGGUCGUGCUGGUCGUACCUCUGCCGGCAAGUGCUUCCGCCUCUAUCCGUCCGCGAUUCUCCCGACUCGCAACCCAAUGUCGCCCAUGCCGAUCAUGACACCGCCCGAGCUGGUGCGGUCUGACAUUAGCAUGUUUGUUCUCCAGCUCAAGGCGCUGGGUAUUGACAAUGUCGCCAAAUUCGACUUUAUGAGCCCACCACCGAGCGACAUGAUGAUUCGUGCGCUCGAGUUUCUGUUCUGCCUCAAGGCCAUUGACGAGGAAGGGCGGUUGACCAAGCCGCUCGGGGAACGGAUGGCCGAAGUGCCCCUGGAUCCCAUGAUGGCCGCUAUCCUCUUGAACUCGUACGAGUUUGGGUGCAGCGAGGAGAUUCUCUCCAUUGCGGCCAUGACGUCGGUCCAGAACGUCUUCAACAUGUCCGACGGCGGCCUGCGCGGCGCCAUGUCCGAGGUCGAGCGGCGCAAGUUUACCGCUGAGGAAGGCGACCACCUCACCCUCCUAAACGCGUACAAUGCGUUCAUCAAGCAUGGCCACCGGGACAAGAGCUGGUGCGGCAACCACCGGAUCAACUUCAAGGCCCUGUCGCGCGCCGUGGCGAUCCGCAAGCAGCUGAAAAAGUACCUCGAGCGGUUCAGCAUCCCCAUUGUGUCGUGCGACGGCGAUGCCGUGCGGUUGCGGAAAUGUCUCGUGUCGGGAUACUUUAAGAAUGCGGCCCGUAUGUUGCCCGACGGCACGUACAGGAGUGCGCGUGAGGGAGCAAUUCUUCAUGUCCACCCAUCCUCGGUCAUGUUUACGCGCCAGCCAAGCACCGGCUGGGUCAUUUUCCACGAGGUUGUGGAGACAACCAAGAGCUUUAUGCGCGACCUGACGGUUGUAGACGAGGAGUGGCUCGUCGAGCUCGCGCCACACUACUAUCAGUUCAAGGGCGGAGGUAUCAAGCAGCAUCAGUAG
Molecule: messenger RNA, 2094 nt
Organism: Apiotrichum porosum
Lineage: Eukaryota; Fungi; Basidiomycota; Tremellomycetes; Trichosporonales; Trichosporonaceae
Exons: 10
Coding region: 1-2094 (697 amino acids)
Cellular component (GO): intracellular anatomical structure; catalytic step 2 spliceosome
Molecular function (GO): ATP binding; RNA binding
Source: RefSeq, a predicted model, not a curated record